This is a messenger RNA of Pipistrellus nathusii (Nathusius's pipistrelle), 1266 nucleotides long. The record is from the annotation of a GenBank genome assembly. NCBI's taxonomy places the organism in Eukaryota, Metazoa, Chordata, Mammalia, Chiroptera, Vespertilionidae.
AUGGGAUCCCAAAAGCCGCGGAUCCUGCCUUGGCUGGUGUCUCAGCUGGACGAGGGGCGGCUGGAGGGCGUGGCUUGGCUGGGCCCGAGCCGCAGGCGCUUCCGCAUCCCCUGGAAGCACGGUUUGCGGCAGGAUGCCCAGCAGGAGGACUUUGGCAUCUUCCAGGCCUGGGCAGAGGCCAGCGGUGCCUACACUCCUGGGAGAGAUAAGCCCGACCUGCCGACCUGGAAGAGGAAUUUCAGGUCCGCCCUGAACAGGAAGGAAGGGUUGCGUUUAGCCGAGGAUCGGAGCAAGGACCCCCACGACCCGCACAAGGUCUACGAGUUUGUGAACUCAGCAGCUGGCGACUUCCCUGAGCCAGGGGCUUCUCCAGACACCGAUGGCAGGUUCGGUACCUCUGACACCCAGGAAAGCAUUCUGGAGUUAGUGAAUGGCAUGAACUUGGGGCCGAUUCCAGAUGAGGGGGCCUCGAGUCUGGCUGUAACCCCUGAAUACCGCCCUCAGCUCUUGCUGAGCCCCAACUCGGACAUUCCUGCUCCCUGCCCAACCCCGGGACCCCCUGAAAACCCACUGAAGCAGCUGCUGGUGCUCGAGGAAGACUGGGAGUUCGAGGUGACCGCCUUCUACCGGGGCCGCCAGGUGUUCCAGCAGACCGUCUUCUGCCCCGGGGCCCUGCGGCUGGUGGGGCCCGAAGGCGGGGACAGGACACUGCCCGGGCAGCCGAUCACGCUGCCGGACCCCGAGGCGCUCCUGGCGGACAGGGUGGUGAAGGGCUACGUGAGCCGCGUGCUGAGCAGCCUGGCGGGGGGGCUCGCCCUGUGGAGGGCCGGGCAGGGGCUCUGCGCCCAGAGGCUGGGCCACUGCCACGCGUACUGGGCCGUGGGCGAGGAGCUGCUCCCCGACAGCGGCCGCGGGCCCGACGGCGAGGUCCCCAAGGAGACGGAAGGGAGCGUGUUCAACCUGGGGCCGUUUGUGACCGAUCUGAUCGCCUUCAUCGAAGGAAGCAAACGCUCACCGCGCUACACCUUUUGGUUCUGCAUGGGGGAGUCAUGGCCCCAGGACCAGCCGUGGACCAAGAAGCUAGUGAUGGUCAAGGUUGUUCCCACGUGCCUCCGGGCCCUGGUGGAAAUGGCGCGGGUAGGGGGUGCCUCCUCGCUGGAGAACACCUCGCUGGACCUGCACAUCUCCAACAGCCAGCCCCUCUCUCUCACGUCGGAGCAGUACAAGGCCUACCUGCAGGACCUGGUGGAGGACAUGGAUUUCUAG